GUUUAGGUGAGAUAUUAGGAAGAAAAUCUUUGCUGUGAGGGUGGUGAGCUCCUGGUGCAGGUUGCCCAGAGAAGCUGUGGCUGCCCUAUCCCUGGAAGUGUUCAAGGCCAGGUUAGACGGGGCUUUGAGCAACCUGGCCUGGUAGGAGAUGUCCCUGCCCAUGGCAGGGGGUUGGAACUAGGUCCUUUGCAACCGUAGCCAUUCUGUGCUUCUAUGAAUUGGUUGGGUUUUGUGGGUGCGGUGCAAGACAAUGAGGUAAGACCAGGGCUCUGGGGUGAGCACCCUUCAGGUAUCCAAAAAUAACGCUCUGUGUGGUGAAACACAAGGUACAUGAGGAGAAACUGGCAAAACCACACUAGUCUGAGCUUCACCUUUGUAGACAUUUACCUAGGUGGGUAAACUGGCUCGAACCGGCUGGCUGAUUAAACUGGUCCAGUUUUGCAGCAGGACAGGGUCUUGGAGUGACUUCUGGCCUUACCUGUGGACGGGACUUAGCUGAUUUCUGCAGUGACCUUGAGCAAGCUGUUCUUGUUCCUUCUGCUUCAUCAUUGCUCCCUGCAAAGCAAAGGGCACAAAUCAGUGCAGCCAGAGGAGGAGCUAACUAGUGCUUUUUAGAUAAUUGUUUCCAGGAAAAAGGUGGCUGAGUGGUUCCACCAGCUCGAGGUACCAUGGUGGUGGUGCUCUGCUCCUCUUUCAGUACUGCAAAUAAUUUCCUUUAUUAAAACACCUUGCUGAUUGUCAGGACAGGACCCCUCAGCCCAGCUGUCCUGUGCAGUCUGUGUGCUGGGAAACCAGCAAGAAAGCUCUGGAGCUUUUGCCCACCCGUUCCCCAAGUGAACAAGCGUGGAUCUGGGCCUAUGGUUGUUGAAGCAGCUGGUGUCAUCUGACCAGCCGAGGGGAUGUCCUGCACCUAGGGCUCCUCGCAGACAUCAAGCUGCUGAGCAUUUGCCUGCUCUCAGAUAAUGUUAAACUUUGUUGUGUUACUGUAGCUGGGUUGGGUUUUCAAAAAGCAUCCCAAAACUCAGAAGGGUGGGAGUUGCAGCUUUAUAACGAACCUACUGAAAAUAGGGAAUGGGAUUAUAAUCCUAAUCCAGGAGACCUUUCUUUGGACUGCCAGGGAAACUGUCCUUUAAUCUUCUUUUCUACUUUAUCUUCUCUUUAAAGCCUCCCUGCUAAUCAGCAUUAAUUUUGUUUGACUCUUGUGAUGUCUGUCCUUUGCCUUACUGGUUGUGUUGCUGCCUCCCAGCUAAAAUCCAGGGCAAAUUUAGCAAGUGGGAGCAGACCAAGGAAUGUUCCUCACCCUAGUGAUAACCUCCUGCAGCCUCCUUUGGGGACCACCUUGUCUUUUUGCAGCCCAUUAGGGUCUAUGUGGCCGUUUGUCCUCAGUCCCAAGUGUGCCACCUCCCCAAAUAAGAGGGUCUUUAUUAAAUAGCUGUGCUGUUCUGUUGCUGGUCCGCUCCAGCCCGCUGUGAUUUUGGUGAUCCAUGGUGGUCAGGGUAGAUCCAAAACCAUUUUAGGCGUAAACUACUGGAGGAGAGAGAUGCUCUGUGCUAGGUAUUUGAAGAUUGACUGCUCUGAAAAUGCCAAAUAUGAGCAAAAGGGGGAAAAAAAUGAGCUUCUGUUAGAAAUAAAUACGUGCCUGUAUGUUGCUGCUGCCAACAGCUUGAAAAUGUGACGUGCAGAUGCCUUACUGGGCUGGGAACCAAACAGGAGGUUUAAAAAGCCACGUAUCCGCCAGAUCUGGUUUCUCAGGCUUUUUUGUCGCUUUACUUGUGGUUUUUGAGGGCUUCAGGUUGCCAGAGGGAGAGGAGCUGUGUUUGACAGGGCUGGGGCAGCGGAGAAGCCAGGGCAGGAUGUUAAUAUCGGUGUGCAGACCGGCUUGUCAUUAGGAGCGAUUUCUUGGGGUCAGGGUGUGUGUUAAAUCUGAUGGUGGAGAAGAGGGCACCCGCUCCCUCGUCUGCGCUGCUCGUGUCUCGAGGCAGGGAUUCCGUGACGUCUUUGCUUUUCACUUCCCAGGCCUCCACCAGCUGCCCCCAAAAUCCCGCACCGUGCCAGGUGGUGGGUGCCUUCUGAAAAUGCUCCGUGGGAGCUGUUUUUGCUCUGCGCUGGCACAGAUUCCCAGUUUGCCAGCUGGGUGUUUGCCGUCUGCCACCCACGAGGGCCCAACCCCUUCAUCUGGCAAUGGAAAUGGCUUUUUUCCCCUCUAAAUUGCGGCUUGUUUUUCUCUGCAGAUCUCCAGCAAAAGAGAAGGGAUACAUUUGAAGGGAGGCAAGAGGAAGCACCUGCAAGUCUCUCGGUUUAUUUUUAGACCAUUUCCCAAAGAUGUGAGGCUUGUGAUCGCAACUUGUGUGUCUUUUCCCACUUUAGUCCUGAAUAUUUUUGUGAAAAAAAGGGAGUACAGUAAAGGAGAGCAUUUCUAUCUUCCCCUGAUGCCCUGCCCGUGCUAUUUCAGGCAGAAAAGCAUCACCAGCACCAGGGUGGCACAGACCCUGCAGGGUCCCACCAUGGAGGUGCUGGGACAUGCUGUUUGGAGACUUGGGUUCAGAUUCACGUGGGCAAGAGAAGGAGUUUCCCUGUCGCCUUCAUGAAGUAGCCUGAGGUGAAGCAGUGGCUGGAGGCAACAGCCAUGGGGACUUCAGUCCAAAAGAAGAGGAGCGUUGUCUGCAGAAGCUGAAAUCCUGGCUAAAGUCACAACUGAGUGAUUUUCUAGAAGAGUUGCCUCAAUUACACCACUGUUGGGUGUGUAGUCUGAGCACAGCAGCUUUACAGCCUGGGUUUUAUGCCUGAUGUGCGUCAAUGCUAUCCAAGAGCCCAUCCGUUCUUGGUGUCUGUGGGCACCACCACUUCAUCACCAGUUAAAGAGGUGCUAUGUUUGAGAAGGAGGGUGGGCUGGAGACCUCCCAAGGUGCUCUCCAACCCGAAUGAACUGGUGGUCUCGCUGGAAGGUGCCACACCUCCCUCUGACCCACAGAUAGCAGCUCUUCCCUGUGUGCUUUUACAUUGGUGACUGGGGGGGACCUGAGACCCAUGAGGUUGCAUGCAGAGACAGGGACAGUCUUCCUCUGCUGAAGUGCCAGGCUGGCACGUGCCGCCACCUGUUAGCGGUGUUUGCAGCUUUAUCAGCCUGGAGAGCAGGGAGCAGAGAAGAAACCACAAGAGGAGAUUAAAGACCAGCGAGCUGUUUUCAUUGGCCAUCUUAAAAUUGCAGCUCGGUAAUUAAGGCUUUAGGCAGCUCACAAAUAGCCCAGCUUUCUGCCGGCUCGCUCAUAUUGUGAGCCUGUCGCUGCUGCGAGGAGCUGGAUUUUGUACCUUGGCUGAAAGGGAGUAAAAGCAAAAGCCAUGCAGGGGCCGAGACCAGUGGUCCUGAGUGGUCCAUCAGGUGCAGGGAAGAGCACUUUGUUAAAGAAAUUGCUUAAAGAUUAUGAGAACAUCUUUGGCUUCAGCGUCUCCCAUACCACGAGGCAGCCAAGACCUGGAGAAGUAAACGGCAAAGAUUACCACUUUGUGACCAGAGAGGAAAUGCAGAAAGAAAUCGAUGCUGGUGAAUUCAUCGAGCACGCAGAGUUCUCCGGAAAUAUGUACGGGACGAGUAAAGGUGCAGUGCAGGCUGUUCAGGCCCAGAACCAGAUCUGCGUCCUUGACAUCGACAUCCAGGGCGUGAAGAACAUCAAGAGGACAGACCUGAAUCCCAUCUACAUCUCCGUGCAGCCUCCAUCCAUAGACAUCUUGGAAAAAAGACUACGUGACCGGAAGACUGAGACAGAAGAAAGUUUACUGAAGCGUUUGACUGCAGCCCGCGUAGAUUUGGAACUUAGUAAAGAGCCUGGCCUGUUCGACUUGGUCAUUAUUAAUGAUGAUUUAGAAAAAGCCUAUUCCGAAUUGAAGGAGAUACUCCUGGAGGAAAUCAAGAAGACGCAAGAAUCCAGGAAGUCCUGAGCUGAGCCUGCUUGGAUGUUUUAACUUUGCACAUCAUUCCCGAAGCGAGUCACACCAUUUCAUUCCGAGAGACUUUCCCCUUUAGGAUGAUCCUCCUCCCAAGUUAGUCUAGGAUGUUUCUAUUAAAAGGAAAGAAAACGAAAACCCCGU
Chroicocephalus ridibundus (black-headed gull) is the source of this 4086-nucleotide messenger RNA. It is a transcript of the gene GUK1, whose product is annotated as guanylate kinase 1. The record is from RefSeq and is a predicted model, not a curated record. The transcript has 8 exons. Gene Ontology annotation, cellular component: cytosol. Gene Ontology annotation, biological process: purine nucleotide metabolic process. Gene Ontology annotation, molecular function: GMP kinase activity. The coding region runs from base 3340 to 3936 and encodes 198 amino acids. NCBI's taxonomy places the organism in Eukaryota, Metazoa, Chordata, Aves, Charadriiformes, Laridae.